GCUCGAGGGGAGUGGGCGAGUGCUGGGGAAUGAACGACGUUGGGUGGGAAGAAGAAGGGCGGGGAAGGGGAUUAUUAUGUGGUUAGAGAGGAGGGGCGAAGAAGAGGGGCUGGUGGGUGGCUACACUCGUAGUAGGGGGGGGGUGUAACGGGGUGCGCUUGAGAUAGAUUGGGAGUAGGAUCGAGGUUGGGAUGGAGACGAGAUCCGGUCCCGGGUUGGGGGAGAUCAAGCCGUGGACGGAACAGGAUCGGGCUGGGAUCGGGGAUAGAAACAGGGUGGGAUCGAAGAAGGAUCGAGCUAGGACAGGGACAGGUUCGGAAUGGGAUCAGGGUGGGUUGGGGAUGGAAGAGAAUGGGGGUAGAUGGGGUCGGGAUGGGAUCAGGAUGGAGUCGAGAUGGGAUCUGGCUGGGACCAGGGUGGGGACAGAUGGGAUCGGGAUGAAAUCGGGAAGGGAUCGGGCUGGGAUCAGAAAGAGAGCGGAAUGGGAUCGGAACGGGGUCGAAACAGAAAUAGGCUGGGAUAAGGUGGGGACGGAUGGAAUCGGGAUGAGAUCGGGAUGGAAACGGGAAGGGAUCAAGCUGGGACCGGGGAGAGACGGGAUGGGAUCGAGAUGGUAUCGGGCUGGGAACGGAGUGUCUGCGCUCUGGGUGGCUGCCAACACCAUUCGAUUGUCGGGUGACAUGCUGCGGCGAUGGUAGACACAUUUGCUGUAAUUGGACGGAGCUUGUACGGAAAGUC
Chara braunii is the source of this 738-nucleotide messenger RNA. The record is from the annotation of a GenBank genome assembly. Lineage: Eukaryota; Viridiplantae; Streptophyta; Charophyceae; Charales; Characeae.